Molecule: messenger RNA, 2505 nt
Organism: Sardina pilchardus (European sardine)
Lineage: Eukaryota; Metazoa; Chordata; Actinopteri; Clupeiformes; Clupeidae
Product: dynamin-1-like protein
Exons: 18
Coding region: 166-2175 (669 amino acids)
Biological process (GO): mitochondrial fission
Cellular component (GO): membrane; cytoplasm; microtubule
Molecular function (GO): GTP binding; microtubule binding; GTPase activity
Source: RefSeq, a predicted model, not a curated record
UGUGUGCGGAUGUGAACCAAGUGAGGUCGGGAUGAGACGUUCUGCAAGAAUUCUCAAGAUAUAACAUGUUUUUAUAUAUAUUUCUUAACGUAUAAGUAUGCAGUGAAUAUCUCAGCUUAGGUUCCAUUUAAAUCGACUCUUUGCCCUCUGUUCCCAGCCAACGAGAUGGAGACUCUGAUUCCUGUCAUAAACCGGCUGCAGGAGGUUUUCCUCACCGUCGGCGCUGAGAGCAUUCAGCUGCCCCAGAUUGUGGUGGUUGGGUCCCAGAGCAGUGGAAAGAGCUCUGUGCUGGAGAGCCUGGUAGGGCGUGACUUUUUGCCCCGGGGGUCAGGCAUUGUCACACGGCGCCCCCUGGUGUUACAACUGGUGCACGUACCCCCCCUGGAGGAGAGGGGGAAGCAGGAUAAUGGAAACGGGCCAAAACAAAACUCCCAAAACGCCUAUCCAGGUAUCAAGGCAGACGAGUGGGGAACUUUCCUUCACUGUAAAAACCAGAUAUUCACAGAUUUCUCAGAAAUUUGUAAGGAGAUAGAGUUGGAAACUGACCGUGGUACUGGAGAAAACAAGGGCAUCAGUCCAGAGCCCAUCUACCUGAAGAUCUAUUCCCCAAAUGUCCUCAACCUCACUCUCGUAGACCUGCCAGGAAUCACCAAGGUGCCGGUCGGUGAUCAGCCCGAGGACAUUGAGACGCAGGUGCAGGAGAUGAUCGUCAGCUUCAUCUCCAACCCCAACUCCCUCAUCCUGUGCGUGUCGCCCGCCAACUCCGACCUCGCCACCUCCGAGGGGCUCAAGCUGGCGCGCGAGGUCGACCCAGAAGGCCGCAGGACUCUGCUCGUGGUCAGUAAGCUGGACCUGAUGGACGCCGGUACCGACGCUUUGGAGGUGCUUCUGGGUCGAGUCAUUCCCGUGCGCCUGGGGAUUGUUGGAGUGGUGAACAGGAGCCAGCACGACCUGAACACCGGGAAGAGCCUGGCCGACUGCGGCAAGGACGAGCAGGCCUUCCUGCAGCGCCACUACCCGUCGCUGGCGUCGCGCUGCGGCUCGCGCUACCUGGCCCGCACGCUGAGCCGCCUCCUCAUGCACCACAUCCGCGACUGCCUGCCGGAGCUCAAGACGCGCGUGACGGUGCUCAGCUCGCAGUACCAGACGCGGCUCAGCGGCUACGGCCAGCCCGUGGAGGACCACGCCGCCACGCUGCUGCAGAUCGUCACCAAGUUCGCCUCCGACUACUGCAACACCAUCGAGGGCACCGCGCGCUACAUCCAGACCACCGAGCUUUGUGGGGGAGCUCGUAUCUGCUACAUCUUCCAUGAGACCUUUGGCCGCACGCUGCAGUCCAUCGACCCCCUGGGGGGCCUGUCGGAACUCGAUAUCCUCACAGCCAUACGCAAUGCUACGGGGCCCCGUCCAGCACUGUUUGUGCCGGAGGUGUCGUUUGAGCUGCUGGUGAAGAAGCAGAUUAAGCGUCUGGAGGAGCCCAGCCUGCGCUGUGUGGAGCUGGUGCACGAGGAGAUGCAGAGGAUCAUCCAGCACUGCUCCUCAUUCAGCACUCAGGAGCUGCUGCGGUUCCCUAAGCUGCACGACUCGAUCGUGGAGGUUGUGACUGGCCUGCUGAGGAAGCGGCUGCCCGUCACUAAUGAAAUGGUCCACAACCUGGUGGCUAUCGAGCUGGCGUACAUCAACACUAAGCACCCUGACUUCACCGACGCGGCACAGGUGUCGGCAUCCGUCAACAUCCAGCAGACGGAGCCGAUGGAUGGGGGGAAGCGCUGGAAGAAUGAGAAGGAGGAGAAGGCCCCAGCCUCUGCCUUCAGCAGCCCCAGCAGAGCUGUCAACCUGCUGGACACGGCUGUGCCCAUCACACGUAAGCUGACCUCUCGAGAGCAGCGCGACUGCGAGGUCAUCCAGAGGCUCAUCAAGUGUUACUUCCUCAUCGUCCGCAAGAACAUCCAGGACAGCGUGCCAAAGACGGUCAUGCACUUCCUGGUGAACCAUGUGAAGGAGCGUCUGCAGAGCGAGCUGGUGGGCCAGCUGUACAAGCUGCCUCUGCUGCAGAACCUGCUCAUUGAGUCUCAGGACACGGCACAGCAGAGGACCGAGGUGGCGCAGAUGCUGGAGGCCCUCCAGAAAGCCAGCAACAUCAUCUCAGAGAUAAGAGAGACUCACCUGUGGUAGUCAAACAAACAGCCUGUCCUAGAUGAUGUGUUUACACAUGCAGAUGUGUGUGUGUGUGUGUGUGUGUGUGUGUGUGUGUGUGAGUGUGAGUGUGUGUGGGUACGGUGUGCAUGUAUAUAUUGGAACGCAGUCAUCACUGGACAUACAACAGCCUUCGUUGGACCAGCAGCUGCGCACAUCUCACCAUGGACCAGUGGUCAGUGAAAUCAGGAGCCUUUGAAGUUUUCACUUUACUUUGAAAAUGAACUUGGACUAGUACACAAACGCACACAUUGACACACACACACACACACACACGCCCACACAUACACACACACACACUCCAGUAAG